GUAGAACUGGCUUUCUCUUUUGUUAUCAACUCUCUUGAACAGCCUAGCAGGGUUGCAGUUCCAUGUGCAUAAGGUAUGUAUACACUAGUGGAUAAAUUGGUGGUGGAGAUCUUCUGAAGCGGGCACCGAGUCCAUGAUUCGUCUAGCGGGAUGAUAUUUAGGGUACCAUAGCUGUAUGCGAUUGCAGUUACCUUGCAUAAUCCAAUAAUUGGGUGAAGUAGGAUGGUAUCUGCUUCCUUGGAGCAUGAUAGCUCCAUCCCUGGUACUCCACAGGAUGGGUGGCUGGUUGCAUCGCGGAAUGGAAAGCGGAUCUCUGGGUUGCGCUCACUACACUUUGAUGGAGUGCAAUCAUUGAAAAAAUCUCCAUCACCACUUGCUGUGACCCUGUUGAUUCCAUAGCUAAGGGCUAAGAACAACAGAACUACAGUGAAAGAUUCAAACAUUUUCUGUGAAGAAGUGAAGGUAGGAGGCAAGGACAUGAUGCUGUGCCUGCAAAACUCGGUCUUACAUUGGAACUAAAAAAGAAGAAAUAGCUGUGUAACCUUGGCUUUAGUGGCUAUUAAGUAUGCCAUGAAUUAUGGUGGACCCAUGAAAUAGUUGGACGGAUUCUAAUUUUUCUUCCAUUGGUGCUGCAUAUGGAAAUGAGAAUGCACUACAAGUCAAAACUUAUCUUUCCUACAAAUCAAAGCUUAUGAAUACUAAUUUUACUAGCAAGACCACAUGAGUGGUUAAUGAUUACCCAGCAGUCAGGUAACACACCAAGCUUGACUUUUCUUCCUCCUGUGUCCAUCAGUCCAUACGCACCAGAAAAUUUAUAUAUCAUUCUGUCCGAGAUCAUAUUGGUCAUGCCUUGGAUAAUUAGCUUUCUCCUUAACUCUGGUGCAAACUUCCAUGCCUGAUUAUGCAUCUGUGAAACUCUCAUGGCCAUUUCCAUUGCAUAUCUGUAUUCUGUUAUAUUCCAAGCAUUAGCAAUCUCGUCCACACUUUCAGUUCUUCUAACGAAGACUGCAGCAGCACAUAUCCUGGGACAAGCAGUUUGCCCCUCUUUCUCCUGUGGGCAUCUCCAAAACAUCCAGCAUCCUUUCCGUUUGCGAGGUGAUCCUCCUGGCUGUGGUGUUCAGGAAUAUGAGCUUGUUUGUAGCGGCAAUCUGGCUAUAAUUCACAUCAACAUGGGAAGAUACUUUGUCACUAACAUCUCCUACAGUGACUCUAUUUUCUGGGUUGUUGAUGCCAGUUUGGAUAACAGCAGCUGCCCUAUUCCUGAGAGGAAUCACCAUCCUUAUCUAUAUGGAUUGUCAUCAGCUGACAUGACGCUGUUCUAUCCGGAGGAAGGUACAUGGGCUGCCUUUGUGGUUUGUUCACAGAUGAUAAAAGAUAAUGUUAUUUAUAGGCCUGUUGAUUGCCAGAGUACAAACAGUUCUUUUGUUUAUGUGUUGACUAGCGAGCUUUCGUAUUUGGUUCGAAAUGUUGAGCCUUCAUGUGGAUACUUGGCUAUGACUCCUUUGAGCAGUUGGCGUGUGUGGCCGACAGGUAAUGUAGGUUAUGAUUAUGAAGAUGUCGUAAAAUUUAUGAGGAAGGGGUUUGCUGUUAGAUUUCCUAUCUAUGCACAUGAUAGUACCUGGACAUAUUCAUGGAUCAUCAACAGAUGCCUGAAUGAUUCAGUGAGUAACUUCCACGAACAGAUGUCUAGUUCAAGCAUCCAAAAUCAGACUUCAGCGAUUCUUGGCGUUGACAUCCAUUUCUUGAGAUGUAUAAAUUACCACUACCAAACUAAAUUAUUUUGGGCAGCGGUAGUCACAGUUUCUGCUAUAAGUAUUGUCAAGUUCAUUAUCGUGUUUGCAAUAUUAUCCAGGUUAGUCUUUGCACCAUUGUCCGUAUUGACCUUCCUUGCCUACAAAUACUGGAAAACAAAGAUAGCAGUUGACACAGUUGAGAAGUUCCUCCAGAUGCAACUAGCCCUUGGCCCAACAAGGUACGCCUACACAGACAUCACUGCAAUCACUAGCCACUUCAGAGAUAAACUGGGCCAAGGAGGCUAUGGGACUGUGUACAAAGGUGUGCUUCCAGGUGAUGUCCAUGUUGCCAUCAAAAUGUUGGUCAGCUCCAUGUCUGACGGAGAAGAAUUCAUUAGUGAGGUGUCCAGCAUCGGAAGCAUUCACCAUGUCAAUGUAGUGCGUCUAGUGGGUUUCUGCUCAGAGGAAAUGAGGAGGGCUCUUGUUUACGAGUACAUGCCCAACGGAUCUCUUGAGAAGUACAUCUUCUCGUCUGACAAAAGUUUCUCCUGGGACAAGCUCAACGAGAUUGCUGUGGGCAUUGCCAGAGGUAUCAACUACCUGCAUCGAGGGUGCGAUAUGCAGAUACUACACUUCGACAUCAAGCCGCACAACAUCCUGUUAGACAGCGACUUCACUCCGAAGAUUGCUGACUUUGGGCUCGCGAAACUGUACCCAAGGGACAACAGUUUUUUGCCUGUGAGCGCUGCUAGGGGAACAGUUGGCUACAUAGCUCCUGAGAUGAUAUCACGUAGCUUUGGCGCUAUAUCGUCCAAGUCUGAUGUUUAUAGCUUCGGGAUGCUAUUGCUGGAGAUGGCUGGGGGGCGGAGGAACGCAGAUCCACAGGCGCCAAGAAGCCAGACGUAUUACCCAGCAUGGGUGUACAAUCAACUGUCCCGACAAGAGGUGGGUGAAAUUUCAGAAGCUAGGGGCAUCCAUGAGGUGGAGAAGAAGCUAUGCAUUGUUGCGUUGUGGUGCAUCCAGAUGAUGUCACAUGAUAGGCCAUCGAUGAGCGAGGUGUUAGACAUGCUUGAAGCUGGCGUCGAUGGCCUGGAGAUACCUCCCGAGCCGUUCUUUUGCGGGGAUGAGUAUGCCCCUGAUGCAAAUUCCUUGCAUUUGCCGGAAUCAACUACAUUUUCAGAAUAAAAGACCUGUAUGUCCUGGUUUUGUGCCAAAUUGUGUGCCCUGACCACCUUGCAGGUCUUAUGCCGAGUGCCCUGUAUAAGUUGAUUUUGGAAGGUUUGUGAUUGUAAAAAUAUCUCAGGGUUGGAUUUAGACCAAUCAGGGGAGGUUAUGUUGUAUCUUGUAUGUAUGUGGACAUGUGGUGUAAAGAAGAAAUUAUUUCUUAAUACUA
Molecule: messenger RNA, 3126 nt
Organism: Lolium rigidum
Lineage: Eukaryota; Viridiplantae; Streptophyta; Magnoliopsida; Poales; Poaceae
Product: rust resistance kinase Lr10-like
Exons: 3
Coding region: 921-2918 (665 amino acids)
Biological process (GO): protein phosphorylation
Molecular function (GO): polysaccharide binding; ATP binding; protein kinase activity
Source: RefSeq, a predicted model, not a curated record